Molecule: messenger RNA, 1936 nt
Organism: Gastrolobium bilobum
Lineage: Eukaryota; Viridiplantae; Streptophyta; Magnoliopsida; Fabales; Fabaceae
Product: ammonium transporter 1 member 1
Exons: 1
Coding region: 123-1619 (498 amino acids)
Biological process (GO): ammonium homeostasis; ammonium transmembrane transport
Cellular component (GO): membrane
Molecular function (GO): ammonium channel activity
Source: RefSeq, a predicted model, not a curated record
CUAUAUAUAUAUCAACAAAAACGCACGCCGGUCUAUGUUGUAGUCCACAAAGUACACUUCUUCUCAAAAUCUUCAAACUAAGCUUUUUCUCUCUUUUUUUUUUUUUUUAUUAUUCAACAAAAAUGUCGUUACCGACUUGUUCGCCGGAGCAACUGGCUCAGUACUUGGGCCCGAACGCAACGAACGCCGUCGCCGCCGGAAAAUUCAUAUGCGACCAAUUCGCCGCCGUGAACAACAAAUUCACCGACACGGCGUUCGCGGUGGACAACACCUACCUCCUCUUCUCAGCCUACCUCGUCUUCUCCAUGCAGCUCGGCUUCGCCAUGCUCUGCGCCGGUUCCGUCCGCGCAAAGAACACCAUGAACAUCAUGCUCACAAACGUCCUCGACGCCGCCGCCGGCGGCCUCUUCUACUACCUCUUCGGAUUCGCCUUCGCCUUCGGAACACCGUCCAACGGCUUCAUCGGAAAACACUUCUUCGGCCUCAAAAACGUCCCGUCGGUAACCGUCGACUACAGCUACUUCCUCUACCAAUGGGCGUUCGCAAUCGCCGCCGCCGGAAUCACCAGCGGAUCCAUCGCCGAGAGAACACAGUUCGUCGCUUACCUCAUCUACUCAUCCUUCCUCACCGGAUUCGUCUAUCCGGUGGUGUCUCACUGGUUCUGGUCCGGCGACGGUUGGGCCAGCGCGACGAACACCGGAAACCUCCUCUUCAGCUCCGGCGUAAUCGAUUUCGCCGGCUCCGGCGUCGUUCACAUGGUCGGCGGCGUGGCCGGGCUUUGGGGAGCCCUAAUCGAAGGUCCUAGAAUCGGAAGAUUCGAUCAUAACGGUAAAGCCAUCGCGCUUCGUGGCCAUAGCGCUUCUUUGGUUGUGCUUGGAACCUUCAUGCUUUGGUUCGGUUGGUACGGUUUUAACCCCGGUUCGUUCACCAAGAUUCUAAACGCUUAUGAUUCUGGUAACUACUACGGUCAAUGGAGUGCAGUGGGUAGGACAGCUGUCACAACCACAUUGGCUGGCUCCACCGCAGCGCUAACAACCCUCUUUGGGAAAAGGGUACUUUCCGGUCAUUGGAACGUAACUGACGUCUGUAACGGUUUGUUAGGCGGUUUCGCCGCAAUAACCGCCGGGUGUUCAGUUGUUGAGCCAUGGGCCGCCAUCGUGUGUGGGUUUGUUGCGGCGGUUGUUUUGAUUGGGUGUAACAAGUUAGCGGAGAAGGUUAAGUUUGACGAUCCGUUAGAGGCGGCGCAGUUGCACGGAGGGUGCGGCGCGUGGGGUGUGAUUUUCACGGGUUUGUUUGCUAAAGAGGAGUUUGUGAAUCAGGUUUACCCGGGUAAACCGGGUCGGCCUUAUGGGUUGUUUAUGGGUGGUGGGGGGAAGUUGUUGGCGGCGCAUGUGAUUCAGAUUUUGGUUAUCACGGGUUGGGUUAGUGCUACCAUGGGUCCUUUGUUUUUUGUUUUGAAUAAAUUGAAGCUGCUUCGGAUCUCCACUGAGGAUGAGCUUGCGGGUAUGGAUCUGACCCGACAUGGUGGGUUUGCUUAUGAUUAUGAGGAUGAGUCGCAUAAGAAUGGGAUUCAGUUGAGGAAGAUUGAACCUAACUCUUCUUCCACUCCCACCGAAUGAUGAUAAUUUUAAUUUUUUGUAUUUUUCUUCAUACCCUUUUUUUUAAAGGAUUUUAUUAAUGGUAGUGAAAAUAUUUUUGAGUUUUUACAUUUAUGUGGGUCAUGUGAAAAUGUGUUACUAAGAAGGAAGCAUUGUAAGAGUUACAUGUGAUUUUGGGGUGGUGUUGGCUAUUAUUGUUUUUGCUUUUUUUGUUUGUUUGUUUGUAUUUGAGGGUUAGUAGCUGCAGCAUGUGAUGUGAGGUUACUAUAGUUGCGAAAGUAAUUGUAUCUUAUCUUUUCUCUCUGAAAAAGUUGAGGCCAAACAAUGCAAUUUUUGUU